Penaeus vannamei (Pacific white shrimp) is the source of this 579-nucleotide messenger RNA. The record is from RefSeq and is a predicted model, not a curated record. NCBI's taxonomy places the organism in Eukaryota, Metazoa, Arthropoda, Malacostraca, Decapoda, Penaeidae.
AUGGCGGUGAGCGAUAAUUUCCUCCGAGAGAUGGCACUGAUCGCGGGAUGCGAGAGCCAGAAGCACACGAAUCCUACUACGACCGUCUUCAGCCGGAGUGUCCCUCGUCCUAGCCCCUCCCGCACCUUCAGGAGCUCCCCAGCGCCCUCGUUCACCCCCGCCCACGCCCCCUGCACGCCCACGCCAGCCACCAUGAGCUCCUCCUCCAAAGCCUCGUCCCCCGCGACCGUCUCCUCGGCCCUCGCCCUCGCCCUCGUCUGCCUCGCCGGCUUCGCCUCCGCCCGGAUGCCCUACGUGUUCUCCUCGGGCUCUGAGUCCAUCACGGGCCAGGUGGCGCAGACCUUCUCCUGCGAGGGGCUGCCCUACGGAUACUACGCCGACGUCGACAACGCCUGCAGGAUCUUCCACAUCUGCCUUCCCAUCCCCGACGACCUCGGGCAGGUGAGUCCCCAAGGGCGCGCGGCUCCCGCCUGCGGCUCCGGAGGUGCGGCUCCCGGAGGUGCGGCUCCCGGAGGUGCGGCUCCCGGAGGUGCGGCUCCCGGAGGCGAUACUUCUGGGAGCCUUAGUCUUUCGUGCUAG